Messenger RNA from Anopheles coustani, 1031 nucleotides. Its product is annotated as dTTP/UTP pyrophosphatase. Gene Ontology annotation, molecular function: nucleoside triphosphate diphosphatase activity. The transcript has 4 exons. NCBI's taxonomy places the organism in Eukaryota, Metazoa, Arthropoda, Insecta, Diptera, Culicidae. The record is from RefSeq and is a predicted model, not a curated record. The coding region runs from base 66 to 692 and encodes 208 amino acids.
ACCAAUAUUAGAAUCCAGAGUGUGAAACACGGUGUAAUAUAAGAAAAAAAGGCAAAUAAGUCAAAAUGUUGAGACCAAUUCUUCAUCAAAUCGGAACGAAACGGGUUGUCCUUGCUAGUGGCUCGCCACGACGGCAGGAGUUAAUACAAAACUUGGGUAUAGAAAAUGUGUUGCUCUGUCCAUCAAAGUUUGAAGAAAACCUCGAUCCAGCAAAAUAUUCCUUCGAGGAUUACGUAGCCAUGACCGCGUACGGUAAAGUGCAAGAAGUUUACGAGCGCCUCUCGAAGGAUGACGCAACGAAACCGGACGUUGUGAUCGGCGCCGACACGAUGGUGACGAUGGACGGGCAAAUGUACGGGAAGCCAAAAACUCCCGAACAUGCCUUUGAGGUGUUGCAAAAGUUGAUGGGCAGAACACACGUGGUCUACACGGGUGUGGUGAUUAAGUAUGGCGAGAAGGAGGUCAAGUUUACAGAGUCCUGUAAAGUACAGUUCGGCAAGGCUACACCGGCCCAGAUUCAAGCAUACGUUGAUACGGGCGAACCACUAGACAAAGCCGGAGGAUAUGGAAUACAAGGCCUGGGUGGAAACUUUGUAGAGAGCAUAGAGGGAGACUAUUUCACCGUCGUUGGUCUUCCGAUGUACCGGCUCUCCGUAGCGCUUUGCAAUCUUUUCGAUUACCAUGUGGAAUGAACACCAAAAUUAAACUAAAAUAAAUUCUACACGAUGCCUAACGAUAACAAAAGCAAAUCAAGUCCGAUAAAUAUCUUGUCAUCAUAGAGAAAGUUCGCACAGUUCUUCCAAAGCAUGAUCGUUGGUACAAAUCAUUCCAUAAAAUUACAAUAUCUAUUUCAGUAUAAUAUUGUUGCUUGUUGAUUGGUUAAACUUCUCGCCCUCCCGGGGUUUCGGUUGAUUAGAUGGAUGUUCAUUGUUGAGUUAUGUUUCCUCCUGUCCCGUGUUUCACAGUUUCCAGAUAGUGUUUACUCCAUCCCACGAGGGAAGAUAAGACCAUACGCUCUCCGCGGCCGUUCA